This is a messenger RNA of Verticillium nonalfalfae, 3675 nucleotides long. It is a transcript of the gene SLX4, whose product is annotated as 5'-flap endonuclease. Bases 1 to 3675 code for a protein of 1224 amino acids. Gene Ontology annotation, molecular function: 5'-flap endonuclease activity; hydrolase activity, acting on acid anhydrides, in phosphorus-containing anhydrides; DNA binding. Gene Ontology annotation, cellular component: Slx1-Slx4 complex; nucleus; mitochondrion. The record is from RefSeq and is a predicted model, not a curated record. The transcript has 3 exons. Lineage: Eukaryota; Fungi; Ascomycota; Sordariomycetes; Glomerellales; Plectosphaerellaceae. Gene Ontology annotation, biological process: DNA replication; regulation of DNA-templated transcription; DNA repair.
AUGGCCAGCUCGACUAGGUCGCGGGGCCACGUCGCUUCGUCGUCUCCUCUGCCCUCUGUCGAUGAAAUAUUUUCCAGGAUCACCAAGCCGCCAAUGCAGAAUGAUUACGUCUUGAAGUCAGCAACCGAAUUUCCUGAACGCCACUCCGUUGGGGCCACGAGCUUCAUCCGACCCGAACGCGUUUCAGUUGAUUUGUUGACUCCCAACAAGCCGAAUCCAGAGGCCAUUGAACCCGACUCGGACGACUCGGUCUGCGUAAUCAAGAUUCCUGUUCCAGGCACAAGGAAAGCUAGACGCAAGAAGGGCUCAGGCAAACUUCGCGAAUUGAAGCCGAAAUCGAAGAAGCCGACGACAGAGGAGAGGUCAAAGGAGAAAAAGCCGUGGAUGAAGUAUAGGGCCAGUGAAUCACCAAAUGGCAAAUCAAAGAGUCAUGUCACCCAAGAGUCUGGCAAGAGUACCGAGAAAGUUCGAAGUCACCACUUCCCGACGCCAGUCCAAUCGAAGCAGACUGACGAUGACGCCGAACCCCGCCUCCUUUCCCAGAAAGAACCUCUACGGGACGAGCCCUUGGAUCUGGCACCUGCGUCAAGAAGGAGAGCCAAUUGGACGCCGCCGCCGCCGCAACAACUCGGCCCAGAAGGUUCGCGGUCUUCUGAUGUUGAAGAGCUUUUGUCCUCCGCUCUUAAGAACUGCAAUGCCGCCCCUGCACGAGUCUCGUUUGAGAGUCUUCUAGAAAACUACGUCUGCAAGGAAGACGCGAGCGAUGGCAAGCGCUCUGAAACGCCAGAGGGAAUACCCGAUGCUCUGAAGAAACGAAAACUCGCACAAUCCAUACCGACCAGUGAUUCUGCGACAGUCUCUCGAGACACUUCACCCGUUAAAAAGGUGUCCAAACGAAAGAAGCCACGGACCAUCACCGAGCUUGCUACGGCGGCAUAUGCUGCACCGGAAGAACCAGAAGCUGCGCCGGCAGCAUCGCUUCUCGCUUACUUAGAACAACAAACUAGCGGAGCCACUGUUGCCGCAAAGGGCAAGCCCAAAAAGAAGACUGCCAAAAGCAAGCGGCUUCAAAAGGUACCAGAGCCAGCUUCGAUUCUUUUAUCUCCAGGGACAGCCAUCAAGCAGGUCGCCAACCAAGACUUUGUAUUUGGAACGUCCAGCCAACUUGCCAGAGAGCACUCGCCGAACUUCCUUCGAGAUAUCCAGACUGCUGUGCGUGCUUCCAAUUCGACCUUAGAUGAGCCGGAUCCCUUCACCACCCCUUUGAACAGCGAUUCUAUCGAGCCACCACCUCGCAAGAAGCUGUGGGAAGUUGGCGCCCGCGACGAUGACGGCAGGCUUGUUGAUCUCGAAAUCAUUGAUUUAGUAGGCACCCCAGCGGUCAGUGUUCCCGAAAACGGGGAUUCUUUUGGAUAUUUGCACGUCGAAAAUGCAAUCCAGACUAAAAUUCAGGAUCUCGCCGAAGUCGAUGAAGAAGUUGUGCUUCCCAAGCUGAGCCCGGCUUCUGCUGUCUCGGCAGACGCCUCGAGAGAAAUUAUACCCUGCCUCAUCUCGAGCGAUAUUGGCAAUUUGGGCAUGGCGAAGAUCUCCAAUGUUCAGCAACAAACCUGCACGCCGCCUAAUUCUAUGCAUCCAAGCAAAACCCCAGAGGUGCUUGAUAUCCCCGCGCCCGAGCCAGUUGGUACACCAAUUGCUUUGGUCGUCGAACCUGCUCCCGCUGGCCCGAAGAGACCCAGAUAUGAACUCUACACUGAUAUACAGCUUACCAAGGAAGUCAGGAAGUUUGGGUUCAAGCCGAUCAAACGGCGCACGGCCAUGAUUGCUUUGCUCGGCCAAUGCUGGGAAAGCCAAAACCGGCCCAGAGUGGCUUUGAGCCCGCUACCCUCCAACCAGCCAUUAUCUACAGCGUCCGGACUGACAUCUAGCGCCGUGGCACCGAGGGCAACAGCCCCCGAAACAUCGAAGAGACCACGUGGACGACCAAGGAAGGAUAGUACCACCGAGAUCAUACCAGAUGAACCACCGCCGUCUGCUCAGCCUCCAGUCCCGUCACCAAAACGGCCCCGUGGUCGACCCCGCAAAGAUGCCGGUAGUCCAGCUGCUGCUUCCACAACCAAGUCCAAGCCCAAGGCCAGCCUUCAAGGAACCAAGAAGGCCGCAAAGGCAGAGGAUGCAGUGGCGGCGGCAGCGACAUCGACAAGCCAACUGAAGGUGUCACAACCACGAGCUGUGGCAGCAGAGGUUAUCGAGAUACCCGAUUCCGCCUCGGACGGGUCGCUGCUUACUUCCUCGCCCGAGAUGCGAUCCUCGUCGCCACCAGCUGUGGACGUCUGUUUGUCGUUGGACGAAGAUGCCGAGAUGUCGCUUGCACCGUCUGUCACGAGUACACAGUCAAACCUCAUGGACCACAUCACCAAGGCAGUGAAGGCGGCACCGCCAACGCAAGAUCCCAACGAGCCAUCGUGGCAUGAAAAGAUGUUGAUGUACGACCCAGUCAUACUCGAAGACCUUGCUGCAUGGUUGAACUCGGGACAAUUGUCGGAAGCGGGGCAUGACGGGGAGGUGUCGGCGUUUGAAGUCAAACAAUGGUGCGAGUCAAAGACGUCGUCGAGCUCGAAGGAGAAGAAACCAGCCGUCGCUCCUCGUCCCAGUUCUAGCAUUCUGCUCUUGUCGCCGACCAACCGAGUCCUUCUCUUGCAUCGCGUCAAGACGUCAAGCUCCUUCGCGUCCGCACAUGUCUUCCCUGGCGGCAACCUAGACGCCUUUCAUGACGGCGACAUCCCUGCCGAACAUGCGAAGGAGAGACAUGUGGACGGACCAGCGUACCGCAUUGGUGCUAUUCGCGAGUGUUUCGAGGAGACAGGCAUCUUGCUCGCACGACGCAAAGGGGCAAAAAGUGACGCUGCACUCGUGAGCCUACCUAAUGGCGAUAGGGAGGCCGCGCGGAAGCAGAUCCACGGGAACCAUGUCCGAUUCAGCGAUUGGGCAGAGAGUGUCGGCGGAACACCCGACGUCGAGGGACUGAUUCCCUUCACGCGAUGGGUAACACCCACCAACGUUCCCAAGCGCUUUACGACCCAGAUGUACCUCUAUCUUCUCCCCGACACGGCUGCAUUUGACCGGGUCGAGGCGGCACAGCAAGAAGAGAUUAUUGUUCCCACGCCCGACGGCGGCAUCGAGCACACAGCAGCCCGGUUCGACGAUGCCGCUACAUGGCUGGCCAAGUCUGACGCUGGCGAGAUUAUCUUGUUCCCGCCGCAAUACUAUCUUCUUCAUCAUGUGGCUCGGUUCUGUACUCAGCAAGGUUCGGGGACAUCGUUUUCGGUUUUUGAAUCGCAACGACAGAAGCUCCUGCAAUUUCUGCGGAAGACGCCAACGGCCAGUUCGGAAAAAGGGAUCGCGCACCCCACAUCGUCAAUCCCAUGGUCUGAGAAGGUCAUGAGCCCUCAAAAUCUGCUGAUUCGGUCUUCGGAUAAACGUAUUGUGCUCGGUCUCGACAAGCCUGGACCGGAACUAAAGGAUUCUGGUCGAGGCGGCGACUGGGAGAGGGUCGUACUCGUGAAAUUCUCGAAGGAAGGGCCCCGAAAGGUCGAAAUCAGGGACCGGGAGGAGAUUUUGGCGGAGGAAAGAGAAGAGAAGUCAGAAGAAGGCUCUGGGGCUCGUCACAAGUUAUAA